GUGGUACUAUGGUAUGCUCUAACUCUGUGGGACUAGAGUUGGAAUACUAGAAGGAGCAGAAGCAGGCGCAUUUCAGCAGUUGAGCGCUACACGGGCCUGCAAUCCAAUUCAAUUCUGCGUUGACGGACGCUUGGCCCAUGAUGGAGUCCUUCAUUUUGCGUCGCAGCACUCUUAGCUCGGGCUGCCAUUGCCUGGCUGGUGCAGGACAGGCAUCAAGGCAGGGGACGGCUUCGCUGCGGUCGGCCAGCAGCGGUGGCCUUGUCGGCUGGGUGGAGAGCAUCUGUGGGGACAGGCAGCGGCUGCAGAGGGGCCAGGAAUGUGGCCCCAAAGGAAGGCGUAGGCAAGUGCGUGCAGAAUUGCGGAAAGAGCAGAGUAAGCAGUACGAGCUCUUCAAGGAAUACGAGAGCAUCCCCGGGCGGGGUGGCCUGCUGGGAGAGAGGCAGAAGGAGAAUCCAGCGCUGCCAAAAGACCCCAACAGUGCAGAAGGCUGGGCGCAAGUGCCUGCGGGGUAUCUGCCUGAGUUUGCGGACUACGGCAUCUUUGUGCGCGGCGACGUGCGCGUGUGCAUCUGCCUGGUGGCGGGCGGCGUGGUGGAGAACCUGCUGUUCUUCCCGGUGCUGGAGCAGCUGCGCGCGCGCUACCCGGGCGUGCUGGUGGACAUCUUUGCCAACGAGCGCGCCAAGCAGGCGUACGAGCUCAACUGGAUCGUGCGCCGCACCAAUGUGGUGCCUUUUGAUGACCGGAUGCUCGUGGGGGGCGACUACGCCGACUUUGUGGGCAAGAUGAAGAGCAUCUACGCCGAAAUGAUCGUAUCGACACGGCCGGCGGGGCUGGGCCACGCGGUGACGCUAGGCUUCUCAGAUGCGCGCCUGCAGAUGGGCUACGUCCUGCCCAACGUGAAUGGGGCCGGUGCUGCCAGGCUGUUGACCAACCCCCUCACCGCACCAGUGGUGGACAUCACCACCCGGGGGGUCAACAUGUACUCGGAGAUGCUGGAGGCACUGGAGGGAGUCCCUGAGGAGAUCCCCCCGCUGCGCAUUGCCAUCUCAGACACGCUGCGCGAGGUUGCGACGUACAAGCAGGGCAAGGCGGGCGUGGCCAAAGGCGAAUACCUGCUGGUGCACGGCCUGCAGUCAGAGAGCACAGCCACCAUGGCGCCGCGGGGAGACACCGACUGCCUGCUCGACCUGCCAGCCUGGGCCGCCAUCCUGCAGAAUGUCAGCUCCCCCGUGUUGUUCUUGGUCCCCCGGGAGAAGGACGUGGCCCGCGCCAAGGAGGCCCUCCCCUCCAACGUGCGCGUCCUCUUUGUCUCAACUCCGGGACAGCUGGCGGUGCUGAUCGACGAGAGCGCGGGCGUGCUGACCACCAACACGGCGGCGCUGCAGCUGGCCGUCGCCGUCCAGAAGCCCAGUGUUGCGUUGUUUGCCACGAGCGACAAGGCAGAGGCGUUUGCUCCGGACCCGGAGUCUCGGAAGGUCCACGUGGUGGUGUCCACAACGGGCCGGCUGGCUGACGUGGACGCAAAGCAAGCAGCGGAGGCGGUGAAAAGCCUGGCCAGUCAGCCAGAGCUAGCACUCGCCUGAGCACAGCUUUUGGAUGUUAUACCAGAUCUCUAGAUCAUUAUCAGGUAACCAGCAAUAGUGUACGGUCUAUACUAGGAUUGCAGAAUGGUCGACCCCCUGGACUCUUGAUGGCUGGUUGAAGCUGGUGUGGAAGUCGAGCACCUGGAUUGAUUGGAAGGUUCGUACUGUUAUUGCUUGUUCAUGGUUCUCGUCCAGACUCACGGCUAAGGUUGGUCAACUCUCCAUACUGCUUUGAAGGAAGUUUUAUCGGGCCCCGGACCUGGCAGUGCUUGGCAUUCAUUGAAUUGAAGAACUAUGAUCUCUUGUCGAAAUUGCUGAAGCCAGAUUGUAUAGGCCAUACUUAAGGCUUCUUGCAUUGGUAUGACAAUUCCA
This is a messenger RNA of Klebsormidium nitens, 1955 nucleotides long. The record is from the annotation of a GenBank genome assembly. NCBI's taxonomy places the organism in Eukaryota, Viridiplantae, Streptophyta, Klebsormidiophyceae, Klebsormidiales, Klebsormidiaceae.